This is a messenger RNA of Plenodomus lingam JN3, 291 nucleotides long. Lineage: Eukaryota; Fungi; Ascomycota; Dothideomycetes; Pleosporales; Leptosphaeriaceae. The record is from RefSeq and is a predicted model, not a curated record.
AUGAGAUUUCUUCUAUUGACAAGUGUUGCAGUUGUGAGGAUUACUUAUACAGACGGCUUCCGCGGCAAGGGUCUGGCAGCUAUGAGAGCGGGUCGGUCAGCCUUGGUACACAGUAGGCCGACGCAAGUCAGAGGGAAGUGCGAAAGGGCGAUUCCGCUUGAGCCACCAACUUCGUUUAUCAGUUGCUUCCUUCCAACCAUUCGAUCACCAUCGUCCACUCGCCACCUUCGCUCCCACUACUCGGUCAUCCUUCAACCCACUCACGCUGCAUCGAGGAGGUCAUCUGCUUAG